GGAACUCUCCUUUGGCUCUAUGCAGUCUGAGUCUACAACAGUAUUCCAGAACUACGGACAUGGCACCAGGCGUCAACCUCCACCACCGUUAUCGUACACUGCACGGUUAUCCGAUAUCACAAAUAUGGCACAGUAUGUCCGUGACACGUAUUUGGCCAACGCCAAGGCAAACAAAUCCUGCGACGAUGCUCAAAAUGGCCAUAUGAAUAACGGUGCGUAUAAAAUGAUAUUAAUCAUGCUAUCCCUGACCUUGAGUAGACCUAAGCGCUGCAGUGGAGAAAAACGACAUGACCGUGCGGAACGAAGGUUCUGUGUGUCCUAGACUUGUGUCUCCUCAGGCUGUACUUGAUGUUAAGCGCGAUGAUCAUGAAGACAAACAGUGAAAAACAGCGGUCUUGUAUGCAAAAUGCCCUACGUUCUUCC
Molecule: messenger RNA, 423 nt
Organism: Serpula lacrymans var. lacrymans S7.9
Lineage: Eukaryota; Fungi; Basidiomycota; Agaricomycetes; Boletales; Serpulaceae
Exons: 1
Source: RefSeq, a predicted model, not a curated record